This is a messenger RNA of Hyaloscypha bicolor E, 1550 nucleotides long. Its product is annotated as serum paraoxonase/arylesteras-like protein. Lineage: Eukaryota; Fungi; Ascomycota; Leotiomycetes; Helotiales; Hyaloscyphaceae. The record is from RefSeq and is a predicted model, not a curated record. Bases 206 to 1408 code for a protein of 400 amino acids. The transcript is spliced from 3 exons.
CUCGCUUACAGUACCGCUAUUUACCGAGGUUUCAAGCUUUGUGCUGACGGCCCCACCAACGGCGCUGUGUCAAAAGGAAAUCCUAGUAGGUCUAUAUUACCUGCGUCGGCCGUCAGCUCAACAACUUCGCGCUCUCUUCUCCCACCAUAUUUCAAAUAUUCCCCGCCACGUGCCUCCCUUUCCAACUUUCUACACCCACCUCGCAAUGAGUUCCACGCUGCGGAAUUUCAGACUGGGUGUGGCCGUAUUGAUGUUCGGCGUAUUUUACCAGUCAUGGCUCAAGGAAGUCCUCUUUGAGGUCAUUGGCGUGGGCCGUGUCAUCCAGCCAAUCGAGGACUUUCCCUAUAAAUGUCGACGAAUAAAUCAUGAGCAUCUCGAGGCGUGCGAGGACUUGUGGUUGGAUGAUCAAGAGCGUGUUCUGUAUCUUGCGUGCUCCGGGACUGAGAGUCGGAUUCAAUGGAAUCCAGCAAUUGGAGGACUCAAUGUUUCUGGGCGCCGGCCUGGUGGUUCGGAACUCAUGGCACUGAAUAUCGACUUGCCAGGAACCAGUGGCAUGUUCGGAAUCCAUGGUAUUGAGCCGGUGGGAUAUGAUGGCGCAACAGGUGACGGCACACUCGACCUUCUCGGGUUUGACGUUGAGGUUGUUGACGCCGCAACAUUGCGAUUCUGGCUCAUUAAUCACAGACCACCGGUAGAUGCCAACAAGAAGAUUCUCGAUGCGACGAAGGCCGGGGCAAAUUCCACCAUUGAUGUGUUUGAGUUGAAACGUGGAAAAGAUAAAAUGGUCCAUGUCAAGACUGUGUUUGAUCGCGAGGUUAAGACUCCCAACAACAUUGCCGCCAUGGGAGAUGGGUCGUUCGUGGCUACCAACGACCACUCAGCAAAAGUCGGCUUUCGUAAAGAACUCGACAUCUUCAUCGGUGGCGGCAACGUUGCGUACUGUCCUGCUUCAGGCCCUUGCAAAGCAGCUACCCACUCGAAGUUCCGCUUCCCAAAUGGCCUUGUACGCGGUAUUGACGGUCUCGUAUAUGUUCCCGAAUCGGCAAGAGGCAGCAUCCGUGUUAUGGAACUUCAGGAAGACGGCACCCUGAAAGAGGUAGAUUUGAUCAGAAUCGGAAUGCCGAUUGACAACCUCUCCCUUGACGUCAAUGGCGACAUUUGGGGUGCUGGUCUUCCGAAAGCGCUCCAAGCAGUCCCAGCAGCGCACGAUCCUUACAAGGCGCAGGCUCCUACGACUGUGUGGCGUGUCUCAAAAACUCCCGAAGGGUAUAAGACUUUCAAGGUGCUGGAGGAUCGGGACAUGAAGGUUCUCACCCAAAUCGCCACGAUUCAGCACGACGUUAAGACCGGGAGAUUGUUCAUUGUCGGUCCAUCGGCCCCAUACUUGACCGUCUGCGAGCCAUCGUGAGGGACACAGGGGUGAACCCCGCUAGGCCCAAUUUGGUCGGUCACUUCUCCUCUCCCGAACGAAGGGCAGCUUCAGAUCCAUAGCUUUGAGCUCCUACCAAUUCAAUCAAAUUUCGGUACUCAAAUAAUUGAUUAUUCUGUUU